Messenger RNA from Closterium sp. Naga37s-1, 1203 nucleotides. NCBI's taxonomy places the organism in Eukaryota, Viridiplantae, Streptophyta, Zygnematophyceae, Desmidiales, Closteriaceae. The record is from the annotation of a GenBank genome assembly.
AUGGACGCCGCAGCGCUCAGGCCGCACUUAGUGCGCCACUCCCUCAGCCCCGCGCACCUCUCGCGCGCGCCUCUCGGUCGUGCCAACACCGCCUCCCGCCGCGCGCAUCGUCUUCCGCCCCUCCGCGCGCGCGCAUCGGGCGGCGGCGGCGGCUUACCCAAGGGACAGGGCCUCAUCGGCCUCAACGGCCAGCCGCUCUCGUCCAGCCCCGGCGGUACCGGCGGCGGUUCCGGGAGCGGGGGGAUGUACCUGCCGUUUCUAAAGCCGGCGGAGCGCGCGGCGGAGGAGGGGCUGGGGUCGGUAGAGGAGCUGCUAGAGGUCGUGCGCGAGCGCCGCGGGCUGUGGUACGAGUACGCGCCCGCCAUCGGCGCGCUGGGGCGGCAGGGGCUGUCGCCGGCGGCGAUCGCGGAGGCGACGGGCAUGACGGGCGUGGAGCAGAGCGCCGUCACCACGGCGGCGCAGGUGCGCGCGACGCUGAGCGCCGCGCAGAUGGAGCCCGCGCUGCUCGCGUUCUUUGACGUGGGCGGCGCGGAGGCGCUGUACGAGCUGCGCGUGCUGGCGGGCGCGCAGCGGAAGGAGGCGGCGGAGUACGUUGCGCGCGAGGGGCUGGACGGGAAGGGUGCGCGGGACGUGGCGCGCGCGAUCAAGGAGUACGAGCGGCGCAAGAGAGAGGCGGACCGCAGCCACUUCAGUGCGGAGCCGGGAGACUUGGCACGGCUGCGCAGCGCUGAGACCCAGGCGACGCCCAUGCCCGUGGUGACCUGUGCUGCGGACCUGCAGCACCUGCCCGUGCUGCCACCCCCGCAGGGCCCCUUCCGCCUCUUCUCCCCCGCGCCCGGGCUCCCGUGGGUGGCGCUGCCCUCGUGGCCCGCCCUGCGGGGCGUGCCCGCGCUGCUGGCGCUGCUGCUGCCUUCGCCCUCCCUGCUGCCGCCCCUGCAGGCACGGCAGGGGGAUGGCGCGGUGCUGGUGGUGGUGCAGGGCGCGUGGGGGGAGGGCAGUGCGGUGGAGGGCGGGCACUACUAUGUGGUGAGGGAUGCGGAGAGGGGCGGGGAGAGGGGGCUGGUGGUGGUGGCGGGGGGGGAGGUGGCGGAGCGGUAUGGGUCGGAGGCAGGGGAGGCUGUGGUGGGGCGAGUGGUGCUGGCGCUGCUGCCCCCUGACAGCGAGGAGGAGGAAGAGGAGAUUGAUGUGGAUGACUGGGAGUGA